This is a messenger RNA of Erythranthe guttata (spotted monkey flower), 1730 nucleotides long. RefSeq names its product Protein kinase superfamily protein. Gene Ontology annotation, biological process: protein phosphorylation. The record is from RefSeq and is a predicted model, not a curated record. NCBI's taxonomy places the organism in Eukaryota, Viridiplantae, Streptophyta, Magnoliopsida, Lamiales, Phrymaceae. Gene Ontology annotation, molecular function: ATP binding; protein kinase activity.
ACCCAGUCAUGAUGAGCCAAGUCGACAGCAUACCAAUAUGGAAGAAGAAGAAAAAAAGGAACAGGUUUUAUUAGAUGAGUUGCAGAAACAAGUCAACGGCAGCUAUGGAAAUCCUCUCCCUCCCUCCAUUAUUACAUUAAUCACUGAACAUUGAUAUGGUAUGGAGGACAAGCGUGCUAAUCUCAUAUCCCUUUCCGUAAUCCUUCUUCUAAUCAUCUUAAUCAUAAUCGCCCGCCUCACUCUAAAACUAUCUAACCCCUUCUUCCUAAUAUGCGGCGCCUCCGUCGCCGCUAUCUUCGCCGUUCUCACCUUCGUCGUCGUCCGGACCCGGUUCACCACCCGCCGCAGGUUUCUCGAGAGGCAGCUCGAUUCACAGGGCCGCGAGCUCCGGAUCGAGUACAGUUUCCUCCGCAAGGUCGCCGGAGUUCCGACGAAGUUCCGCCACAGGGAGCUGGAGGAAGCCACCGACGGGUUCAGAUCUCUGGUCGGCCGCGGCGGAUCUGGUUCGGUCUUCAAGGGAAUACUCUCCGACGGCACCGCGGUGGCGGUGAAGCGGAUCGACGGUGAAGAGAGGGGCGACAAGGAAUUCAAAUCCGAAGUGGCAGCAAUCGCGAGUGUGCAGCACGUGAACCUAGUUCGCCUCCUGGGAUACUGCAUUUCGUCGAACGGGCCCCGUUUCCUAGUCUACGAUUACGUCCAAAACGGGUCGUUGGAUAACUGGAUCUUCCCGAAGAUGGGGGCCAGUUACCGUCAGAGGAGGGGCUGUUUGUCUUGGGAUUUGAGAUGCAGUGUCGCUCUUGACGUGGCCAAAGCGCUGUCUUACUUGCACCAUGAUUGCCGCUCGUGCAUAUUGCACCUCGAUGUCAAGCCCGAGAAUAUAUUGAUCGACGAGAGUUACAGAGCGCUCGUUGCGGAUUUCGGUCUGUCCAAGCUCAAAGGAAGGGACGAGAGCCGAGUCGUGACCACUAUACGCGGGACCAAAGGUUACUUGGCCCCCGAGUGGCUACUAGAAAACGGUGUUUCGGAAAAGUGCGACGUUUAUAGCUACGGAAUGGUUCUAUUGGAGAUUGUGGGCGGGCGGAGAAAUAUAAGCGUGAUUGAAAAAGUGGGGAAUCACGAACAUUCGAAGAAGAAAUUUCAAUUUUUCCCGAAAAUUGUUGUCGAGAAAUUAAAAGAAGGGAAACUAAUGGAGAUUGUGGAUGAGAGGCUUCUAGAAGGAGGAGAGCGAAGUGUGGUCGAUGAGAGAGAGUUGGAGAGAAUGGUAUUAGUGGCGUUGUGGUGCAUUCAAGAGAAGGCUAAGAUGAGGCCAACAAUGACUGAGGUUGUUGAUAUGUUGGAAGGUCGUACGGCCGUUGAAGAACCACCGAGCACACAAAUGCUCGUCGUCGAUCUCUUAUCAAUUGACGACGACGAUGAUGAUGAAAGUGCUAACAAUCAUAGAAGAGGUCAUGGUGCUUCUAAGCCGAGAUUUGUUCCAAUGGAUCGUGAAAAUCCAUCCUCGUCUUGUUAUUCGUUUACAUUUUCGUCACUUGCAGGCCGUUAAAUCGUCUAAACUUCCUUUCUUUUCCCCUCUUUCUAUCGUAUUAAGUCUUUUUGGCGAGCUACACAACACAGUUGUUUUUUUUUCAUUUAAUUUAUUUGUCAAAUUAUACCACACCCAAAAUUUGUUUGAAUUCUGUCCUUCUGAAUUCAUCGCAUAUAAGAAAAUAUAUUGUUUGAAAGAACGUUAC